Messenger RNA from Acanthochromis polyacanthus (spiny chromis), 7574 nucleotides. RefSeq names its product v-maf avian musculoaponeurotic fibrosarcoma oncogene homolog Aa (gene mafaa). Gene Ontology annotation, biological process: regulation of transcription by RNA polymerase II. The transcript has a single exon. Gene Ontology annotation, molecular function: DNA-binding transcription factor activity, RNA polymerase II-specific; RNA polymerase II cis-regulatory region sequence-specific DNA binding. The record is from RefSeq and is a predicted model, not a curated record. Bases 4629 to 5564 code for a protein of 311 amino acids. Lineage: Eukaryota; Metazoa; Chordata; Actinopteri; Pomacentridae. Gene Ontology annotation, cellular component: nucleus.
AAAACCUGCCUUCCUUUCAAAAAUAAAGACAUUUCUAAGUGACCCCAAACUUUUGAAUGUUAAUGUAAGCAAACUAUAAAGAGAUGAUGCAGAAAACAAAUUUAUCAUCUAUAAACCUUUCAAUACCUACAAGGUUUCUAAAGACACCUUAAAGGAUGAUCUGCAGCCUGAAGUACAGUUUAAAACUCUCCUCUUCAUUAUUUUCUACAAACUUUUGUGAACUUGGUAUUAACACUGUUCUUGAAUCAUCCGUUUUACAACACAAUCACUUCUGUAUCUCAAAGACCACCAUAAAAGGCACACAACUCCAAAUCUAAAGUCCAAAGUAGCUCCUUAUUGUUACUGAUGUGGAGGUUCAGAUAAUAAAGAUUAUUUUAUCAGCACCACAUUACUACAGAGAUCUGACAGAAUGGUAGCAGCACCUAGAAAGAAAUCCCCCAGAUGGAGCAAAGGUGUGAAAAAGAAAACUCUUCUUGAACUGUACACUUGUGAUCCAACCUGCCAUAACCUUUAGUCACAGUUUACUGAACAUUUUUGAGCAGUUUUCCUCUGCAAUGAGAAGUUUUACUGACAUUUGAGGUAGAGCUGUAACAAAUAAUCAGUUUAUUGCCAACUACUCUGAUAAUCAAUUAACCAGUUUGAGGAUUUUUUAAUGGAAAAAAAAUGUAAAUUCUCUAAAUCCAGUUUCCCAAAUGUGAAUAUUUUAAAAUCAAGACAUUUUUGCCGCCUUAAUUCCAUGUGCUCACUUGUAGGUAAACAUACAGUUAAAAUUUCUAACCAUUGGUGUUUCUUCCAGCAUCAGAGAUAACACUAAUAGGAUGACAUGAGGCCUAAAUACCACUUUCAGUGUGGCUGAGUUGGUGUCAGGUGUCAGAGGAUGUGGAACGCAUCCUCUGAUCAGGGUCACCGUAGGCCUCAGACAUGGCUCAGUGGGCUGCAGGGAGGAAUUAAUGACGACUGUAAGCAUUGAAAUGCUCCUGUGUUUGACAGAAAACAGAACUGUGCUGAGUGAAAGUCACAGAAAACUAACAAAGCUGGUCUCUGGAGUCACGCUGGCUGAAACCUCACCAUCAUCUGAAGUUUUUCAUGUUUGAUCUCACUGAGUUUACUCGUCUGUUUCAUAAUGUGCUCCUGAUUUGAAAUCUGUGUUGGUUUGAACAGAUGUUAUUUGUAGUUUGUCCAGUCCCUAAAGCUUUCACUGUUUCUUGUCUGUCCUCAGAUUCAGAUGUCUCCCUGCUCCCAAAUCUAGGCAUUGACUUUGGUGAAUGAAGUGUGAUCAUAAGGUGCUAAAAUAGGAGCCAGGUUGCUGUUAUCCUCCUGCUGUUCUUUCUUAUUCUCCUCCUUUCAGUCCAGACUCGGUCUUGUGACGUUUUUAUUUUUUGCCUCUUUGAGACCAGAAACCUUUCAUCACUGUGGGGAACAAACAUGAUUUCUAUACAAGCUUUCUCCUAAACGUGGUGAAACUCCUCAUUCCUAAAGUAAGCCUCCCUGCAACUUCACUGUCCGUGCGCAUGCCCGCGUGCGUGUCACAUCUCCUGCACAAUUAAAGCUGAUUCCUCCGCGGCGGCAUUAGUGACUUACCGGCGGUGACAAAGAGCCUCCAGGCCUCAGAUAACCCUGAGCCACCUCCUGGAGCUGCUCUCUUUGGUCUGGAUGCUGGCUACCUUUGGCUCAAAGCGCGCCGUCGAUCCUCCACCUUGCUGAUGUCCGUUUUGCUUAAGUCGGUAGAACUGCACUUGCAGCGAAGUCCCAAUAUGCAAAGGCACAAAGAAAACCCUGACUUCAAAAAUUUAUGUCUCAAGCCCUCGGCCGCAGACACUCCCCUUCCCCUGACAAUGAAUGGACCACAGCAGAUCUUCUUAAAUGUGCCAUUUCAAUGCGGACUGCUUAGCUUGGCGUUUGAGGUCCAGCUCCUGCUUUUUUGAUAAAAAAAAAAAAAAAAAAACCUCUCCUAAUGACUUAGCGCACCUAAACUUAAAAUACCUUGAUAUGAUUUCCAUCCCUUCAUCUCAUACACUCCUUUUCAUCCUUGCCAGCAGAUUUGAGGCAGAGGGGGGCGCGUAUUUCAUGGCCAGUUCGGACUGGAAGUUAAGCUCAGCAGCUGUGCAAGGUUUUCCUGUUCACAUCUGACCAAGUGAAACUUACUGCCACCUGUUUUUUUUUUCUCCCUCGGAUCGGCACUUUGCAGCGCAGAUAUAUCACUCACAUACCGGGGAGCGGAUGGGACUCCGGGGGCGGCCGCUGCUGAAGAGGCUAAACGGGUCAGGUGCAGCGGUGUCCCUGUUGAAGUCCUGCUCCCAUGAUGCUUAUCAGCGCUAUCGACAUUCUCCUCAGCCUCCCGCUCUGAUGUGCUUUAACCCCCAACUGAAAGCGUCUUUCCCCCCAAGAGAAAAACACACGCGUGCAGAGAGGAGAAGGCAGCGGGGCUUAAUUAUCCGUCGAUCCGCGCGGAGAUGAGUUGGGAUGCAAUUUGUGUUUAAUUGCGAAUGAAAACCAUCCAAUCACGCGUAACCCGCACGCAGCCGUAGCCCGGCCUCCUCAUAGACCCGCGGAAAUGCCGAUUGAUUUUUGUCAGUGGGGCGCACGGCCUUAAAUCGAUCAGUGAUUGAUAGAUUUGGUGGUUUGUGGUGUCAGAGGAAUCUCAGGGCCUCCUUUGUGAGGCCCCGGGGACUACAGUGGACAUAAUAAGCUGUUUUUAAUAAAGUUAAUAGGACAGAAGAUGCUUUAUCCGGUGUCAUAUUCUCACUUUUCCCUGUCCCAUCAACAGCAUGAAGGAGUUUUACGCGCAGGUUUACUCACCCACCUGGCCUCUGUGUUUACAGGAGCAGCUCUUUCCCUUUACAGCUGCACUUAUAUAUUUUAUGUUCAUCCGUUGCAUUGCUUUCUCCCAUUUUUAAUUGUUUCUUUUUGGUCUUUCGUGGUAUUUCUCCACUUUGACCUCCUGCCUUUUGCAGUGUCCAUAUACAGCCAGUUACCUUGAUUCUAAUUUAAUCUGAACAUCAAUAGGUUUCUUUUUAGGGGUCAAAUGACAUUCCAUACGUUUAUGGGUGACGUUGUACAAGCAUAAGUAAAAUACACCCUGGAUUUAUGAAAUCAGUGAAUGUGUUCUGGAUAAAAUGUAUUUAUUUUCUCCUAUUGGCAAAUCAGUAUAAGUUCCAAGAAACGCAAAUAUGGCAAUUAAUUAAACCUUAAAUGCAUUUUCUAUUGAUCAGAGCCUUUAGGAGUGUAAAGCAGAGCCAUUUAAAGUCAAUAUGAACUUAAAUGUACUUAGAGGACUACCACGAAUCAGAGACUUGGAAGUCAUGUUCUGUCUGUGAAAUCUGACUUCAGAGCUGACAGGCGCUUUGAAACGGUGAAAGGUGCUUCUCUGUAGCGAGUAAACAUUUUUCUCUGAGAAACUCCCGGACUUCUCAUCUUACUCCGCGCUCCUCCGUGCAGUAGCGUUGGCUCGGUCACUAGAGGGGGGGAUCUGCUGCACCUGUUCUCCAGGCGCGCUGCUCUCCCUUCGGCUCUGCUCGGCUCUUCUCGGCCGGCCGCUGUCGGAGCAGAGGCUCUGCUAUAGGAGAACGCAAAUGUUCGCCUGCGCUCUCCUCCCAUUGGCCCGUCACACCUCUGUGUGGGAGGGUCGGGGGCCACGCUGCCUUUAUAAGUGCAGAUUGCCUUCCAGCGCCUCAGUGACACUGCGUUGUUGCACCGUGGAGCUAUUAGGAGUAUAGUUUGAGGAAUAUCAGAGGCAAAAUCAACUGGAAUUUAUCACCUCUUCCAUAAAAUUCCACACACAGUCAACACGUAAGGUCAACAGCGCUGCCUGACAAGGGGGGGCAGGAGCGUGGGGACCGAGCCUGUAAGUAGAAGCUGCUAUAUGGACUGACCACAACAACAAGGGACCAGAGCCCCGUCCCUCCACUAAGACCUGCAACCUCACAUGAACCAUACGAACUCUGAAAGAGUCUGACAGUGCCAUUCCGUUUUGGAUUCCUGGGACGUUUGGCACACCUUUACGCACUCUGUGACUGCCACACACUGCUUGAUGCUGUUUGUGUGAGAAAGUUUCAGUCCGGGCCAUGCUGCAGUGACUUCAACCCGCUGCUGGGACUUCAUGAUCAAGUUGUAAACAAGCGAAGAAGGAUGCUUGGAAAAUAUUUAUAACAGCGAGCGGAGGAGAGAGAAACCUUUUCGUGAUACCUGAUCGAGCAGAUCCGAGGACAGUAAAUCACAAGGAGGCAAGUGGACUGCAGAGGUGAAGCGAGGGCAAGACAGGUUGGUGUCUCCAAAUUCAUCGGGCUCGAGUUUCAGCCGCCCCGGGGGCUCCUGGUAUUAAAGCGUGCAUUUGACCUGGGAUAAGUUGUCAACAAGAGCAGCGAGUGGAGGCGAGCUGGCAGCUGUACAAGUUCAUUUACAUGCAUACGUAUAUUCACGCCACUAUAUAUAGAAGUUGUCUUAGGGACGAGCAGCCGUAAUAAGUUUCUCCACCCACCCGCCGGCCCUGCAGCAGCUCCACGCACCGGGCGUGUGCGUGUGUCUAUAUAUACACCAUACAGGCUUUUAUUCCUCUGUGCAAUCUGUAUCCGAGAGGGCUGCCUGCCGUCGGUUUGGCUGUAAGGGCAGGAGUCGUCGCAUGGACUGACAUGGCCACCGACCUCGCCAUGAGCGCAGAGCUGCCCAACAGCCCUCUGGCCAUCGAGUACGUCAACGACUUUGACCUGAUGAAGUUUGAGGUCAAGAAGGAGCCGCCGGAGGCCGACCGCUACUGCCACCGCCUCCCGUCCGGCUCCCUGUCCUCCACCCCGAUCAGCACACCCUGCUCCUCAGUGCCUUCCUCGCCCAGCUUCUGCGCCCCGAGCCCGGGCGCGCAGCCCAACCAGGGCCUCACCAGCGGCGUCAACAGCAGCGGGAGCAGCAACAACAGCGGCGUCAACAACAAUCACAGCAACGCGGGCAAGCCUCAGCUGGAGGACCUCUACUGGAUCCCCAGCUACCAGCACCACAUCAACCCCGAGGCGCUCAACCUGACCCCGGAGGACGCGGUGGAGGCCCUGAUCGGCAACGCGCACCACCAUCACCACCACCACCAGGCCUACGAGGGCUUCCGCGGGCAGCAGUACGUCGGGGAGGACCUGUCCACGGCCUCGGCGGCGCACCACCACCAAGCCCAUCACCACCACCAUCACCACCACCACGGCCACCACGCCCGCCUGGAGGACCGCUUCUCCGACGAGCAGCUGGUCAGCAUGACGGUGCGGGAGCUGAACCGGCAGCUGCGGGGCUUCAGCAAGGAGGAGGUGAUCCGCCUGAAGCAGAAGAGACGCACCCUGAAGAACCGGGGCUACGCGCAGUCCUGCCGCUUCAAACGUGUGCAGCAGAGGCACAUGCUAGAGACCGAGAAGUGCACCCUGCAGAACCAGGUGGAGCAGCUGAAGCAGGACGUGGCGCGCCUGGUCAAGGAAAGGGAUCUAUACAAGGAGAAGUAUGAGAAGCUGGCCAGCCGGACCUACAAUGCCGGUGGACCCGCGAACACGAGAGAUCCGUCUGGGAAACAGGCCAACACCGAGUUCUUCAUGUGAGAGACUGAUGAUUUGUAGCAUAGACUCUGAAUUACACCCCCACCUAAACAUCCUUCUUACAUUAAUUUAUAUUUUUCUGCGUUUGUAUUUUGUUUACAGUUAUUCCCCCCGACAGAAAAAGACUUUUAAACUCAACAUCUUAACAUUUGAUGCGCACAGACUGUGAACCUUUUGCGCAUUUUGAGUCUUAAAGAUGUUUCGGCUAAACUUCUGUUCACAUGGGAUCACUUAGCCUGUAGACUGUUCUCUAGUCAGAAGUCUUACUGAACCAAUAGGACGUUUGACGUGACUGUCUUAAUUUAGAGAGAGCGACGAUUCUGUCUUUAAACUGGGACAAAGAAAGAUUUUUUUAAUUUAAAGUCUGAAAGAACUGAAAGAGAAGCAGAAGAAGCAAUACACCUCCUCUCCUUUCGCUCCAGAAAGCUCCAAAGACUGUUGAUGUGAAAGAGAGGCGAUCUGUGAUGCAGAGAAGAGACCUUUCAAUAAUGCAAGUCUAAUAGAUCCCUAUUUGCAACCCUGCAUGCAGGACAUGUAUGGUAACCUCCAGUCAUCUCCCACAGUCCCCACACAUGUAUGGAAAAAGCAUGACCCAUGGUCCUCUCCUCUUCCUCCUCCUCCUCCUCCUCCUCUGCCAUCAGUAAGGCCUGGGUAUGCAAAAAAAAGCCACCAAAAUGUUCCCCCUGCCUCCCACAAUCCCACAGAGGUGCAAGGACUGCGGACAAAAAUGCAAAUCAAUCUGCUACUGCGAAACAUGGAUGCGUCUUUAACUGCUAUUUUCAAUCAAUUUUUCUAUUGUUUUAAAAAGAAAAGAAAAACGACAAAAAGAGAUUAUCUGAGCCAGAUUUUAGACUGUAUUUAUUUCCACCUGUACAUAAUGUGUAGAGAAAAAAAACAGUUACCUGUGCUAUUUUCCCUUCUCUCUUUUUAAAGAAAACUGCUUUUGUUGCUUGGAUUAUUCGAAAUGUCUUAAUACAAAUGUUUGUAUGUUACAGCAUGCAAAUCGUCUAUGGUAUCCUCCUCCUCCUACUGAACAUGUGUAAUGUCAAAAACAAGCCUAUACUGCACUAAGAAGAGAUCAAACUGGACUUUUGUUUUCUACUCGUAGGACCUUUGAUCUGUUACUCUUAAAAUCCUGGAUGUAAAUUUGAUGAGGCGGAAAUCCUCAUUUAUGAAACGGACAAGGACUGCAUUCGCUGCUAAAACUCUAUGCAUCAACCCGAUGAUUAAAAAGACUUAGUUUAAUGAUUCUUUUUUCUUUUCUUUUUUAAACUUUAAAUAUUUGUAGACAAAAAUGUGUCGGGCCUGUGGGAUCCUUCCCCAGCCCCGUGUCUUAAUAAGAUCCAGUGUGUGACAGGAGGAUGCGUGAUUGUUAGGGAAGAGGAGCCUGGUGGGGAGAGUUUACUGUUCUUGGAGUAACUCCAUACAUUAUUCUGUCAACAACAAAUCCCUGGUUCGUGUGUUUUCUGCUGCCUAGAUAUAUGUGCAAUAUUGUGCAGAAGUGUCCGAUGCUCAGCCAACCUGUUGGAGGUUCAGACUGCAGAUGUUCCAUUCACAGCCACAAACAAGCGCAAAGUGCAACAAGGAAACUCAGAUUAUUCAAUUUUUUGUUUGUUUAUUUCGUCCCAAACAUUUUUGUGUGUGAAGAAAACCAACAAUCAAACGUGAUUUAAUUCUUGCGAUCUCUAUUUCCUUAUUUAUUUUCUAAAAUUGUAAUCGAACAAUAAAUCCUCCUCGGUGAUCUUAUUUGCUUUAAUUCUAUUUUUUCCAGAUGAAGUUUGACUUUUCCUUUUUUUUUCUUAAAGCGACAAAAAUAAUGUGAACUCGAAGGGAAUAAAUAGAAGGGGAAUAAAACAGACUUCUGCACAGUGCUGUAAAUGUAUAUCUGUACAUAUGAUUUCUAUAUUUAUUCAAUGAACGUGUCCUGACGUGUCAACAAGUGAAAACCCUACAAAGUGGAUCGUUGUUGAGAAUCUUGUUUUCAUAAUGUUUAAUAAAAAGUUCUGUCCCAAA